This is a messenger RNA of Wickerhamiella sorbophila, 4062 nucleotides long. RefSeq names its product putative ATP-dependent helicase IRC20. The transcript has a single exon. NCBI's taxonomy places the organism in Eukaryota, Fungi, Ascomycota, Dipodascomycetes, Dipodascales, Trichomonascaceae. The record is from RefSeq and is a predicted model, not a curated record. Gene Ontology annotation, biological process: protein polyubiquitination; DNA damage response. Gene Ontology annotation, molecular function: ATP-dependent chromatin remodeler activity; ATP binding; ubiquitin protein ligase activity. Gene Ontology annotation, cellular component: nucleus. The coding region runs from base 1 to 4062 and encodes 1353 amino acids.
AUGGGACUAGACAGUAGUCUGCUCCUACGGUGGUUGGAGCAGUCUAGGGCCCCAAUAAAUGAAAUUCCUGAUGCGUAUGAAAUAGUGGCUGCUCAAAUCUCCCUAGGAACCUCGUCAUUGGAUAGUGAGGGCGUCCAUAUGCCUGCAAACAUCACUUCUUUCGAUCUGGCUAUUGAUGGCGAAACUUUUCAAGUGCUCCCCCCACGGCAAAUGGCAAAGCCCCAGCCUAAAAGAAGAAAGUUUGGAGCCAGGCCAAUACGGGAGCCCCUGAUUUCGCUCCCAUUGGAUCCAGAAACCCACAAAGAUGUGCUAUUUGUGCAAGACUGUAAACGAAAGCUCGUUCCGGCGACUAAUUUAGUCACGUGCAUUGGACCUUACAUUGAAAUUUCCGGGUUAGAUUCUCAAAAUGUUCAACUGAAUUUGAUUGCCGCGGUCUACUUGAAUAAGAACACUGGUUUUUACCCGUCCUCACUACUGGCAACUGACGUUGUCCAGCAAUUAUUGGCUAGAGUGCUAGACGAUCCGACCAUUGUUGACCCUGUGCCAUACGCGGCCACUCCAGCUGAUCUUUUUGAGAUUCUCACCCAUGAAACACACUUGUCAAUUGCCCAUAUUGUACCUCCUGGUGUAGUUACCCCGUUGCUACCUUUCCAGUGUGAGUCGGUACGUUGGGCACUUCGCCGUGAAGGCAAAGAUAUCGAUGAUUCUGGAAUCGUUAGAGACCUCGACCCCGAAAUUCGAGAUUAUGUUGUGGCCCCUCCAUUGGGAUGGCGCCAGAUACCUGGCCAACAGUUAUGGGUGAACCCUUAUCGUAUUUGUGUGCAGGAUCAUGAACCCAAUGCCCAGCGAAUCGGCCCCUCGGACCAAUUCUGUGGUAAAGGACUUUUAGCUGAAGAAAUGGGGUUGGGAAAGACUUUGGAAAUGAUCGCCUUGAUGCUUUUGAACCCGCGUCCGAAAGUGCAGUCGGGAGAACAAACAGUCGACCCCUUGACAGGGCAUUUCGUUAAAAAGAUCGCCGCCACAUUGGUGAUUGUGCCUCCGGCAAUUCUAUCUCAAUGGCAGAAUGAACUCAUCUCCCACUCCCCUGACAUGAAAGUUCUCGUGUACCGCGGUAAGAUACCAGACGAGCCUUUGAUCACCGCAGAAGAUUUGGCACGUUAUGACGUUGUUUUAGUAUCAUACAGUGUAAUUUCUGCUGAAGUCCACUCUGCAACAUUCAAUCCAGGACAGCGAAACACAAGAUUCUGGAGAGAGCGCACGGACAUCAACUCGGUGCGCUCGCCGCUUGUCCAAGUACAGUUCUGGCGAGUUAUCCUAGAUGAGGUUCAAAUGAUUCAUACAGGUGUGAGCAAUGCCGCCAGAGUCGCUCGUAUUGUCCCCAGAGUACACGCUUGGGGCGUUACGGGUACGCCUGUCAAGGAUUCCAUGUCUGACCUCCGGGGCAUCUUAUUAUUUCUCGAUGUUGUACCUUUUCUUGAAAAGGCUUGCUGGCAGCGUAUGCUUGCAUCACCGAUUGACUUCAAGAGCACUAUAUCUAAUAUUGCCAUUCGGCACACUAAACCAAUGGUUGCCGAUCAGCUGUCUCUUCCACCUCAAACACGACGUCUGAUCUCCAUCACAUUUUCUGAAAUCGAGAGACACAACUAUGACCAGCUAUACGCUAAAUUUAUGGAGCAGAAGACUACCGGAGCACCAAGUGCCGGCUGGUUGAUCAAACUACGUCAAGCUUGUUCUCAUGUGCACUCCAGUGGUCACCGAGAUAAUCACACAAUAUUAACGGUUGAUCAGGUUUUGACCAAGCUUGUGGGUGAAGCUGAAGCUACGCUCGCAGUCAAAGUGCGUAACCGCAUGUCUGCUCAACUAGAGCUAGGUCAAUAUCUCGAUAAGGCUCAAAAGCUAGACAAUGCUCUCGCUAUCUGGAAUACGGUUGCUUCUGAGCUGGAAAAUUCACUGCAAGAUCUAUCCGAGAAACUCAAGGUGCUAGAUGAGGACUACGAAGCCCGUAACAAACUUGCAACAAAGCUGGAACAAGGGGCAGAAGAUUUACAAACCCGUCUUGAAGAGGCUGAGAUCAAUCAGACAAAACUAGAAACAGACGAAACAGAAGUAAACCUCAAUGCUUUGCAAGUGAAGGCAUCUGACGGGCGAAUGGCGGCAACAGCCGCUGCAAAUCGUGUCAAAGCAGCCAAGGCACGAUUGAGAUCUCAACAAGAGUUGCUUCACCGAACAUUCUUUUUCAUGGGAACAGGAUAUUUUCGACUUACUGAGCGACAAAGAGACGAAAUAAGCGAGCAGAAGCGCCUGGAGAAUAGUGAAAUGGAAACGCGUUACUACCAGAAGGCCGAUGAGCUUCGAUCCGAGUUGUUGAAAGAAACGGCAGAUUUAGUCGACCAGGCUCGAGCUAAAGUUCAAGAGGAGCUUUACAUGGACGAAAUUAAUUUGAACUUUGAUACCGUGCAGACAAUCUAUCUUGACCUACAAGCCACACUUAUCAAUGAACUUCAUGCCCAAAUGCUCAGCAUCCUGACCACUCCUCUUCUUGAUACUGAAAACGAUGAUCUCGAGAUUGAGGCCUACACAAGAUCGUUUGAUGUUCAAGAAAAGGCGUAUGUUUUGAUGGAUAUGCUACAGCUUUUACUCAAAGAUCGAAACAUGGCUGUUCGAGGAGGGCGGCCUCCUAUUGUCAAAACAUCAGAUAGAGACGAAUGGUCAGAAUUUAGGAGACAUUUCAUGGAACGCAGGGAUAAUCUGCAGAAAAAAUGUCGUGGAAUGGACCCUUUCAGUUUAUCGAUCAAGUACCAUCGUUCCACUGGGUACGGGGAGGCGAUGCGAGAGGUAUUCGAGGACCUUAAAGAGGAGAUACAAGUUUGGCAGAAGGAGGUUAAUGCUCUCGGAGAUCUUUUCAACACGCGGUUGGAAUACUACAAACAGUUGCAGUCUCUAUCCGACCGCGUAGUUGACCCAGAUAUCGGAGAUAAUGACAUCAAGAAAGUGGUGAGUGACAAAAGGGCAGCUGUUUACCGCGCAGAGAAAGCAGAAGCACAUUUCGAGUCCAAAUUAAGAUAUAUACGGCAACUCGAAGUUCAAAAGCCGGUAGCGAAAAACGAAGAAAAGGAGACCGAGAUCUUCCAGUCUACCGACUCCGACGACACUUGUGUAAUUUGCCAAGAGCAGAUUACUCUUGGCUCGCUCACUGUUUGUGGACACAAGUUUUGUACAAGUUGUAUCACGAAGUGGUAUGAACUGAAGAGUGAAUGCCCACUGUGUAAACACUGGCUUGGCCCCAACGAUAUGAUUCGAUUUCGGGCGGCAGAUGUUGAGAAUCCUCGGCCUGAAAUCCAGGAUCUCAGCAACAAAAUUUAUACACAAAUUCCGACUUCGAUGUUCAAUCAGAUUCUAGGAUACCCGAUUGAGCGUUCGUAUGGGUCAAAGAUCGACAUGAUCACCCGACACGCUCAGUACCUUCGAGAUCAAGAUUCGAGUGCUCAGAUUGUAGUUUUCUCACAGUGGGCCCCAAUGCUUCGCGCACUUGGUAAUUCGCUGCAUGAAAAUGGCAUACUCACAGCAACUAUUUCUGAUGGGGCCUCUGAGUUUCGAAGCGACUCUCGUAUCGCAUGCUUUUUAUUACAUGCCAAGUCAGAUGCUGCUGGGCUUACUCUGGUCAACUCAACGCACGUAUUUCUUUGUGAGCCUUUGUUGAACACCGCUUUAGAACUCCAAGCUAUCUCAAGAAUUCACCGUAUCGGCCAAGCCAGCCCCACAACCGUUUGGCUCUUCAGUGUGGAGAAUACAGUGGAGCAAGCUAUCUUAUCACUUACUUGCAGCCGCCGUGUUCGUCAAAUUGAAGAGCUGCAAGCUCGUGAUCGUGAUACCCAAGAACACUCCAAAGACACAGCAGAAACCGAAAUUCUAGCGAGCUCAACAGGUAAGCUUGUUGAUCGGACCUCUGGAAGCGAGGUUGUCCUAGAUGCUGAUAUGCGAAAAGUGUUAUUCUACGAUUUCGGCAAGUCUAGGCAAUCCACACCCACCCUCUCUGUGGUCGAAUUUAAAGAAGAGACUUAA